This is a messenger RNA of Pseudo-nitzschia multistriata, 2198 nucleotides long. The record is from the annotation of a GenBank genome assembly. Lineage: Eukaryota; Bacillariophyta; Bacillariophyceae; Bacillariales; Bacillariaceae.
AGACUUCUUGUCUGUGAAACAACCUUAAUUAAAAUUUGCAACUGCACAUCGCAAUGGUGGAUAGAUCGACUUUCGACGAAGGGCUCUCGGUCUUAGAUGCUUCGGCAUCAAAAUCAAUGAACGGAAAGUACUCCUCGAUUGCAGCCAGCGUAUCCUCUCCAACUCCAACCGUGCAGCAACAAAAGUUUACACCUGGGUCAAUCAACACUACGCUGCAACAUCAGAGCCGUCUCUCCGCCUUCUCUCCGAUCCAACCCGUCCUAACCCCGCGGGAAACACCACGUGGAACGAGCAUGGGCCUGGUCCUUCUUUCGCCUUCACGAACGAUUACUGAAACCCUGAAUGCUCUGGCCUCUUCUACGGCGCAACAACUCGAGGAUAUAUGGGACGAGGUUGGGUACACCCCGCAAGAGCGAGCUUCUCAGCUCUCCGACUUGCUCGAAAAGUUUCGAAGCCAAUGCGAACACAAAAUUUCGGAAGAGCAGACAGUUGCCGAGACAUUUCGCCAGACAAUUGCCGAUUCCAAGAUGGAGAUCAAAGCCAUCUCUAAUUCCCUUAAGCAGACCGUCGAUCAUCGGCUUUUGAGAGACAAUAAUGGAGAGAUGACGUUGACAGAUGAGCUGGCGAAUUUGGAAGCGACACUCGAUGGACUCCGCCUAGAUGCCAAUGAAGCACGACGAGAGCUACAAGAGUGUCAAGAAUAUUUGAUUGAGUCACAUAGCUCGCUCGGAAGGAGUUUGGAUGAUUGCUGGAGUGAUAUUGAAAACGAUCUGACUGACAAACGCCGAGAAGCCUUCCGCGAAAAGGUCGAAGAAAUGAAACAAGAAAUGGCAACAAGGACUGCUGCUGUCAUACAACUUUUGCGCGAUUGCCAACACCUCAUGAAUGAUAUUGGGAUUGAUGGCCACGCUGAGAAUGCAUCGGAUCUUGACAGGCGCAUUUCCGGUAGUCUUGUUAGAUCGAAAGACUCAAGCUUUAUGAUGGUAUCUAAGUUUGAAACUGAUACAUGCACAGGAAUCAGUGCCAAGGCGCUCGAGGCCCUUACGUCCAGAGCCUCGGAGCUAAGUAGUGAAAAACGCCGCAGAAAAGACCUGCUCCAAGAAAUGGGUGGUGAGAUUGCUGCAUUAUGGGAGCAAUUAAGUAUUCCGGUGGAGGAACAACGAGCUUUUACAAAUAGCGUCAAGGGCCUUGGAAUGGAUACCAUUGAAAAGGGCAGCGCAGAACUGCAACGCUUGAAAUCAUUAAAAAGCGAAAUGUUAGGCAAGCUCAUUCAUGAAGCUAGAGAAAACAUCCAGCAGCUCUGGAAAGAAACGAAUGGAUCAUAUGAGCAGCGCAAGUCUUUUGAACCUUUUGUCGUACGUGACGAAGACCUCUUCGAUGACAAGCUACUUGAUGAGCACGAAGAAUACAUCGCAGUACUGCAAGAUCGAUUAGAGAAAAUGAAACCAAUCAACAGAAUAAUCAAUCGACGAGAGGAUAUCAUUCGUGAGAGAAUGGAGUACGAAGAAUUACAAAAAGACUCAGACCGAUUGAAGCAACGUGGUGCUGCGAUGGCAAAACAGCUGAUGGAAGAAGAGAAGAUGGCCAGACGAAUCAAAAAGGAGUUGCCAAAACUGACGAAAAUGCUGCAGGAAAAGCUAAACGAAUGGAAGGAAUCGCACGGCGAAGAUUUCCAGUACCAGGGACAGAUAUAUUUUGAUGUCAUGGAACAGCAAGAUGCAGAGUGGGCUGAGUACAAGAAAAAUGAAAUGCAGCUCAAAUUGAAAAAGAAGCAAGAUCACCAAAUUCACGAAGAGAACAGGCAAUUGGGAAAGAAGAUCCCUAUGGGUAGGAAGAAAGUAAAUGCACGGCCACUCGGCAAUUCCUCACGGGUCAAUACAAUGAAUUCAACACGUGGACAGGCUGUUGUUGAUAAGAAACCGCUUCGCCGAGCGAACACAGGACAAGCGAGGUUGCGAAACAUAUAGUUCUUCGGAGGAAAACAAUUUUGAGGGUAAAGGUCGAAGGAUUUACAUGAUUCGUCCUCGAUUGCCCAAUAGUACAUUGUUUGGUAUUUCCUGAAAGCCUCGGGGAUCAAAAGGUGAAGGAGCCAUCCAAAAACAUAUCCACGAACAUAGAAUUUAGAUUAAUCAUUGGUUUCCUAUUCAGAUAUUAUUUCAUUUCACACAUUUUAUAGUCAAUAAGGCAAGUUGUUUAUG